Molecule: messenger RNA, 2312 nt
Organism: Pocillopora damicornis (cauliflower coral)
Lineage: Eukaryota; Metazoa; Cnidaria; Anthozoa; Scleractinia; Pocilloporidae
Product: protein ecdysoneless homolog
Cellular component (GO): nucleus
Source: RefSeq, a predicted model, not a curated record
CGAACAUGGCGGACGGACGUGAUGUUUUCGCGACGUUUGUAUGGAUGUGAUGGAAAACGUAGUUAAAUACAGAAUCUUUGUCAAAGAUGGGGAUUCUUUUGCCACAGAAAGCAAGUUGGAAACGCUGUUGGCUCAUUACCAGGUUUUUCUGAGUCCAUUCAUCGAUGAUUUCAUUUGGCAAGUCGAGCCUUUCUGUCUAGUGACAAAAGCCGAAAAAGGAGAUAAUCCAGCUCACCUUCAUGGAAAGACAAAGUUUGGCGACAAUAUUGAUGAUGAAUGGUUUAUUGUAUGUCUUCUCUUCAAACUUUCAAAGGCAUUUCCUGAAACAUGUGUAAGUAUAUCUGAUAAUGAUGGUGAAUUCCUGUUGAUUGAGGCAGCUGAUUUCCUACCAAGGUGGCUGACACCAGACAACAGCAAAAACAGAGUUUUUGUCCAUGAUGGCAAAGUUCACAUUAUUCCCCUUCCCGCCACCCCAGGAGAACUGACAAUAUACCCAACAGGUACCCCCAUAUUGCAUCAGGCGCUAAAGUUAGUAUUUGGGCCUCAUAACACUGAAGCAGUAGCAAAGAUUCAGGAAACAAUCCGGCAAAGGAUUGCAAUAAUUUCUCAGAGCAGCUCUCAUCAUGCUCACUGCUAUGUACCAGCAGAAGUCAAAUUUGUUCUGGAUCAGAAGCCAUCUUUAAUCAGUCCUGUUGUACAGGCAUUUUAUGGGCGGGAUCCUGUUGACAUGAAGGCUUGCAGAACAAUGGAUCAGUUCACACUGAAAACAAGACUUCUGUCAAGGAUACGUUUUACACGAUGCCUCUAUGCACAGUUAUCCCAACAACCUUUCAAUCCUGACAAGAGGUCAGAGUGGACUCUACCGCCAGUUACUGAUCCACAUUACAAAGCUCAUGAGUUGGGUCUGAAAUUGGCUUGUGGAUUCCAGAUCUUAUGUAGAAGAAGUGGAGCAAGCCAACCGGAUUCAAAGGUGAUAGAUGAACCCAAUGGCCCAAAAUGGGAGAGAUUUUGUGCCUGUCUUAGUGAUCAAGGUUAUUUUAAGGGAGAAAUUGAAGGAUCAAAAUUGUAUCAGGAUCUUCUGAAGAAGGCUAAGAAGCAAUUCAGUGAGAACUUCUCAACUCAAAACAGGACAGAUCCAGGACAGAUUAUUUUGACAAUGUUGAAGGAUGCUGUGAUAGAUGUGGAAAAGAUGAAGGCGGAAGAGCUGCUCCCAGAAGACGAUGACAGCUGGUUGAACUUGACUGACCAAGAUUUAGAGAACAUGCUUUCAAAGUACCGCGAUCUAAACUCAAGAAAGACUGGAAGAGACACCCACACAAACACGUCAAGGCGUCCGCCAUCGAGAUGAAGAAAGUGAUUCUGAUGCAGACGAUGAAGAUAUGGACUUCUCCUCAGGAGAUGAGAGUGAAACUAAUCAAGGUGUCGAAGCUAGUACUUACCUGAGCGAGGACGACAAAGAAAUGAAAACGUUCAUGGAAGAGAUGGACAACGAACUUGCACAGACAUCAAUCGGAGAAAGCUUCGAAAAGAGCGGUAAAUUACCUAAAGAGACUCGUCAGACCCAAACUAACCAUUCCGGUGAACCUCAGUGUGAUUCCGACGAUGAUGCGCCUGUCGACGUAGACUUCAAUCUUGUUAAAAACAUCUUGGAAUCCUUCUCUACGCAACAAGGACUCGCGGGUCCUGCAUCUAAUAUCCUUAAUUCGAUGGGUGUGUGGCUUCCACCAAAUAACGACCAGAGCGAUCCCACUUAGCUUCACGUAACAGAAGUGAAUCAUUGUGUUCAAAAGAACAUUCUGAUCGAUUUACAGCCAGAAUCGGCGCAGAAGAAAGGAGCGAAAAGAGCAAAUUUUGUCUCCUAAACUAACGCCUUCUUCCAAGAAAAAACAUUUGUAUCUCUUGACCAAAGUUGAAUACACGUCCAGGCGCUCUAGAACUGCGACUUAGUUAGGGGAACAAAGUUAAGGAGCCGACAACAAUUCACUUUGCGUCAGAUUUGACAGAUUCGAGAGAGCAAAGUGGUUCUGGAGGUAGUUUGGUUGUAAAGUGCAUCACAUAAGUUUAAAGUUGCGCGUGGUUUUUUCAAAACAAAAAGAAAAGAAAGCGAAGUACAAUUCUACUGAAGUGAAAACUGUCAAGAGAAUAUGUUUUUGCACCGUUGGGUACAAAGUUAAACGAGACGAAGUAAAACACAUGGUCGCUUUUGGUUAUAUUUCUUUCAUAGAAAUAUGACGAGUCGUUACAUUAUACCGGUUGCAUUCGUAACAAUAUCAAAGAAAACUCUCCCUGUUUAAUAUAGUGUUGAGACAAUA